CUGCUCAGUCCUCGCGGCGUCUCUUCGCAGUCGCCUGGAAUCCUGUUGCUUGGCGGCCUGUGCGCGCGUGCGCGGACAUGGCUUCAAACGACUAUACCCAACAAGCAACUCAAAGCUACGGAGCCUAUCCUACCCAGCCUGGGCAAGGCUACUCCCAACAGAGCAAUCAGCCCUAUGGCCAGCAGAGUUACAGUGGUUAUGGCCAAUCAGCUGACACUUCAGGAUACGGUCAGAGCAGCUAUGGUUCUUCUUAUGGACAGACCCAAAACACAGGCUAUGGAACUCAGUCAGCUCCCCAGGGAUAUGGUUCCACUGGUGGCUAUGGCAGUAGCCAAAGUUCCCAAUCUUCUUAUGGGCAGCAGUCCUCCUACCCUGGCUAUGGCCAACAGCCAGCUCCUAGCAGCACCUCAGGAAGUUAUGGUGGCAGUUCUCAGAGCAGCAGCUAUGGGCAGCCCCAGAGUGGCGGCUAUGGUCAACAGUCUGGCUAUGGUGGACAGCAACAAAGCUACGGACAGCAACAAAGCUCCUAUAACCCACCUCAGGGUUAUGGACAACAGAACCAGUACAACAGCAGCAGUGGAGGUGGUGGAGGGGGUGGUGGAGGCAACUAUGGCCAAGAUCAAUCCUCUAUGAGUGGCGGCGGUGGCGGUGGUGGUUAUGGCAAUCAGGACCAGAGUGGUGGCAGCGGUGGUGGCUACGGGGGAGGCCAGCAGGAUCGUGGGGGCCGAGGCAGGGGCGGUGGAGGUGGUUACAACCGAAGCAGUGGUGGCUAUGAACCCAGAGGCCGUGGAGGAGGCCGAGGAGGCAGAGGCGGCAUGGGCGGAAGUGACCGUGGUGGCUUCAAUAAAUUUGGUGGUCCCCGGGAUCAAGGAUCUCGUCAUGAUUCUGAACAGGAUAAUUCAGACAACAACACCAUCUUCGUGCAAGGCCUAGGCGAGAAUGUGACAAUUGAAUCUGUGGCUGAUUACUUCAAGCAGAUUGGAAUUAUUAAGACAAACAAGAAAACUGGACAGCCUAUGAUUAAUUUGUAUACAGACAGAGAAACUGGGAAGUUGAAGGGUGAGGCAACAGUCUCAUUUGAUGACCCACCUUCUGCAAAAGCAGCUAUAGACUGGUUUGAUGGUAAAGAAUUUUCUGGGAAUCCUAUUAAAGUUUCAUUUGCUACCCGCCGAGCCGACUUCAAUCGGGGUGGUGGAAAUGGUCGUGGAGGCCGAGGGCGAGGAGGACCGAUGGGCCGAGGAGGCUAUGGAGGAGGUGGCAGUGGUGGCGGUGGUCGGGGAGGAUUCCCCAGUGGAGGUGGUGGAGGUGGAGGACAGCAGCGAGCUGGGGACUGGAAGUGUCCUAAUCCUACAUGUGAGAACAUGAACUUCUCUUGGAGAAAUGAAUGCAACCAGUGUAAGGCACCUAAGCCAGAUGGCCCAGGAGGGGGACCAGGAGGUUCUCAUAUGGGGGGAAGCUAUGGAGAUGAUCGACGUGGCAGAGGAGGAUAUGAUCGUGGCGGCUACCGGGGCCGAGGCGGGGACCGUGGGGGCUUCAGAGGGGGCCGGGGUGGUGGGGACAGAGGCGGUUUUGGCCCUGGCAAGAUGGACUCCAGGGGCGAGCACAGACAGGAUCGCAGGGAGAGGCCAUAUUAGCCUGGCUCCUGAAGUUGCAGAACUCUUCCUGUACCCAGUGUUACCCUUGUUAUUUUGUAAACUUACAAUUCAGGAUCGCUCAUGGAUAUUUUCUGGGGGGGGCAGUGUGUGUGUAUGUGUGUGUGUCAGACUACCCUAAUUGUAACCAUAUCUCUGGUUCCCAUUAAAAACCAUCAUUUUAGUUAAAUUCUGGUUCCCCCAGUUUACUUUCUGAAGAAUGGAUCCAUGUUAUUAGUGUGGGGUAAUAUUACCCCUAGAAACUGUCUUGCACAGCAAGAAUUGGAAUAAUUUGUUCCUACCUAGCAGGAAGUAGGAUAAAGUAAUCUUGGUGCAGGAGAGAAAAGACAAUUUUUCUUGAGUGGUUUCUAAGAAAAGUAUUUUCUCAAGAAAGGGACCAUACAUUCAAUGGUCUAAGUGGAUCGAUCACCUUUACAUCUUGCCUAAAUCCAGCUGUCUGUAGAUCAUUUGAAAUUCGAUGCUUUGAACUCCAUGGUGUUUCAGAUAGAAUUAGAAUUAUGGAAAAUUAAUAUAGCCCUGACCUUAAUAAAAUUCUGCUUCCUGGGUACUAGGAUUAAAGGUGUGUGCCAUUCCUGGCUACAAUUCUUUUAAGGAAAGUUGAACAAUAAAGGGAAACUGGUAAAGUCAGUCAUUGGGUGGUGAAGCCUUUUUACUUAUUAUGUUUAAUAACUUUCCCAUAUUUGGCAACCACUUCAAAUUAGUAUGUAGAACCGAAAACUAGCCAUGAAUGGCGUACAGUGGUAAUCCCAGCAUUGGGGAGGUAGGAUUUCCAGCUUGAUUGAGCUACAUAGUAAUAAUACCCUGUCCCAAAGCUAACCUAAAUCAGUUGGGUGUGGUUAUGGAUUCCUAUAUUCCUGGUACUUCGGUGUGGAGGCAGGAGGAUCAGAAGUUCAAGGCCAGGGCUGGAGAGAUGGCUCAGUGGUUAAGAGUGUUAGACAAGAGUUCGCAGUGUCUGCACCUUGAUUUAUUUUGAACAGGGACUCAGUUGUACAGGCUGGUAUUGAAGUCACUGUACCACAGGUUGGCUCUGGAUUCAUGAUUUUCUUGCCUCAGCUUUUUUGAAUGGCUGGGAUUCUAGCAACUUUUAUACAUUGCAAAUGCUACUGAAUUAUUGCAAACAGUUUCAUCUUUUUGUUACAGGUGCUUGUAAUUGAACUCAUACCUAUGAGUGCUGUUUUUAUAUACACAUUCAUGCACAUACAUACAUGCCUUUUAAAAAACAUAUAAAUUUUUUUUUUUUAAGAUUUUAAUUAUUUUUUUGUGUAAGAGUACACUGUAGUCCUUCAGACACACCAGGAGAGGGCAUCGGAUCCCAUUACAGAUGGUUGUGAGCCACCAUGUGGUUGCAGGGAAUUGGACUCAGGACCUCUGGAAGAGCAGUUGGUGCUCUUAACCUCUUGAGCCAACUCUCCAGCCCCCUUCUCUCCCCCCCCCCCAUUUUUUUUUUAAUGAGAUACGGUUUGUACACCUAAUCCUAGGACUGGGGCAGAAUCACUGAGUUCAAAGUCAGCCUGGUUGUAGGCCAGCCAGGCCUAUGUAGUGAGCCACUGUGUUCUAUCUCCUUUGAGUAUGCUGGUGCACAUGGUUAUGUGUGGAAAUGAGAGGAAAUGUAUGUUAUUUCAGUUGCUCUAGUGGGGUCUAGGAGUUGAAAUGGCAUCAGGUUUGAUAGCAAGAACACUUAGCUGUCCUUACCUGACACAUUUGUAAAACCAUGUUCUUUGAUGAACAGCUGUGCUCGUAUUUUUCCCUGUGCAAAGUAGCAUAUGAGCAUUAA
Arvicanthis niloticus (Nile rat) is the source of this 3426-nucleotide messenger RNA. RefSeq names its product FUS RNA binding protein (gene Fus). Gene Ontology annotation, biological process: regulation of DNA-templated transcription. The record is from RefSeq and is a predicted model, not a curated record. Gene Ontology annotation, molecular function: RNA binding. NCBI's taxonomy places the organism in Eukaryota, Metazoa, Chordata, Mammalia, Rodentia, Muridae.